AGAACUGUCAUGUGGCAUUUCCCAACUGCAAGAGAAUCUGCAGCCUCAAGACUGACAUUGCAGAUGGCAUGAAUCCUGGUCUAGUGUACACAAGGAAACGUAAAACUCAUUUUCAAGGCAUGAUAACCAGAACUGCAGCCAGCAGGCUGCGCUACAUCUGUUCCACAUUCGUUGCU
Messenger RNA from Ilex paraguariensis (yerba mate), 176 nucleotides. The record is from the annotation of a GenBank genome assembly. Lineage: Eukaryota; Viridiplantae; Streptophyta; Magnoliopsida; Aquifoliales; Aquifoliaceae.